AAAAAUUAAAUUUUGAGUUUCAACACUCUUUGACGGAGGGUUUUUCCCACCUACACACACCCAAUUACCCAUCCUUCUCCAUCCUUCCUCCUUUCCCCAAUGUUCCCCCAUAUCCUUCUUUUACUCCUCCUCCCAACCGCACACACACUCACCUGCACACACCUCACAUCUCUCACAGCAUCCCUCUCAUUCACUUCAACGGCUCCUGUAGGGUGUUGUGGGAUAGUAGGUGUAGAGUGCAAUACAAAUAGAGUCACAAGCAUUAGGUGGGAUCGAGAGAUUGUGCAUGUUCGAGGGGAGUUUAAUGGGGUUUUGGAUGGUUUGGUGAGAUUAUCGGUGAAGGGCCAGAGUGGGCUUUUUGGAACGGUUUCUGUCAUGCGGGACGUGAUGGAUUCUCAUUCGAGUCGGUACGUGCGGGAUGUUAACUAUGACGUGGAUGUCGAUGUGGAUGUCGAUGUGAGGGGGUCGGGCGUGCUGGUCAAGCGAAUGGGGCGUACACUAACGAGUCGAACGGCCCAAGUAGAAGAGCAAGUUGAAGAGAUGCCAGUCCACAGCAUCAGGACUCGUCUCACUCAACGCGACUUGCCGCAAAUCGGCGGCCCGGAUAACCGUAUCCUCCCCGACCCCAUCCAACUCGACACGGCCGAUAAUGCCAUCUGGUACGCCCUAGCCGCCAUAGUCGGCUCAACUCUCCUCUUCAUCACCUGCCUCCUUAUUUGCAAAUGCGGCCAAAAAACCUCUUUUCCAACCACAAAUCCUUCGCUGUCCCGCCGCCGCUCCUCGAUCGGCCACGUCUCCCUCCCCCGCACACUUGCCCGUCCCCUCCCCCGCUCUAGCUCCCUCGCCAAAGACGACCCCAGCGCUGUCGAAACAGCUCAAGAAUUCAUUGCAGCCAACCACAACAAAAAGGAAUUCCCGGUAGCAAAAGUCCAUGUCAAAACCGCACCUGAUGAAAUGAAUUUGGUACCUGGCGACCGAAUCGUCUUGAUGAGAGUAUUUACGGAUGGGUGGGCGGAAGGCGUGAGUAAACGUGCUGGAGGGCCGUUUUGUUUUCCGGUUGUUUGUCUUGGCGGGAGUGUUCCGAGGGUUUUGGUGAGUCGGUAUGGGGCUGCCCAAGAGUCUAUUUCUCAACGAAUGCAGACAGAACGAGUGCAACCGAAUUUACCACCUGUGCCACCCAUGUAUGCACGGCCGGGACCGAGUGGAGGGAAUCCGGGGGCACCAAAUAUGGGACCUAGUAUGGGACCGAGUUUCAUGGCACCACCCAAGCCUUCCUUAAAAUAUGUCCAAGGACGCGGCUUUCGUCCCCAAAUCGUCCCACCUGCCCCUCCCUCGUCUCCAUCUCUUCCUACCCUCCCACAACAACAGCAAGGCUAUCUGGGACAGAAUAGAAAUGUACAGAGUAUUUACACGGAUUUGUAAGGUUGUAGUAUCUUUCUAUGGUUUUUUUUCUAGUUGUUGUUUUGUAGAACUUUUAGACUAGGAGUUUAGAUUUUGCCAUUUCUUUGGUUUUUUUUUGAUUCUUUUGUUGAAGGAUGGAAGGUUUUUUUUUUAGAGUUUGUGGGUUGGGAGACUUUUUUCUGAUACACUGUGAGAUAGAACAAUACCAUAUCAUGCAUUUUCUACCAA
Molecule: messenger RNA, 1629 nt
Organism: Spizellomyces punctatus DAOM BR117
Lineage: Eukaryota; Fungi; Chytridiomycota; Chytridiomycetes; Spizellomycetales; Spizellomycetaceae
Exons: 4
Coding region: 100-1422 (440 amino acids)
Molecular function (GO): protein binding
Source: RefSeq, a predicted model, not a curated record